This is a messenger RNA of Aureococcus anophagefferens, 2171 nucleotides long. RefSeq lists its product as hypothetical. The coding region runs from base 1 to 1632 and encodes 543 amino acids. Gene Ontology annotation, molecular function: protein binding. The record is from RefSeq and is a predicted model, not a curated record. The transcript is spliced from 11 exons. NCBI's taxonomy places the organism in Eukaryota, Pelagophyceae, Pelagomonadales, Pelagomonadaceae.
AUGAGCAGCUCUCAGCGCUGCGUGCUCGAAGACUUCACGCGCUGCUCAGAUAGUGUCCUGUGGAAAUUGAUGAUGUCGUUUUAUGAUCGUAAGGGUGUGGAGUCGUGGAGCCAAGGAAUAGUCCCACAUUUCAUCACCUGCAACGCGUUUAUUGGGCGUGCGUACGCCAAAGUUCUCUUCAGCUUUUUUCGUGAUUGUAUGCACUCGGAUGCAAAAUUACCCAUUGAUGCAUCGGAACCCCUAUAUGUUGUUGAGCUAGGGGCUGGCUCUGGUAAGUUCACCUUCUUCAUAUUGUCGGCAAUGAAGGAACUCGCUGGAAUACUUGAUCUUCCGCUGAGUCGCAUAGUCUACGUAAUGACAGAUUUUACUUGGAAUAAUUUGAAGUUUUGGAAUGAUCAUGAAAGCUUACGCCAAUAUUUUGAAUGCGGCCUGCUUGAUAUCGCAAUAUUUGACGCUGUCAAUGAUGAAUCUAUAAGACUCCAACAUUCGGGGGUCGUCAUCACUCAGGACACUCUAGGGAAUCCUAUCUGCGUUAUCGCGAAUUAUCUCUUCGACACUCUAUGCCACGAUAUCUUCCAGGUAGAAAAUGGGGAAUUGAAAGAAGGCCUAAUAUCGGUUGGUUCACGUAACGAAUAUGAACAGGAUCCACUGGAUCCUGAAAUAAUUAAAAGAUUUGACAACCAAUUCUUAUACAGAGCCAUCGAUGAUGAUUAUUAUUCUACAAGCGAGCGCGAAGAUGCCUGCCAUUUUAAGCGCAUCUUGCGAUGGUAUCGAGAUUUUUUCGGAGAAUCACCAGGCGGCGCCUCUAUUCUCCUACCAAUCGGUGCCUUGCGGGCGCUGCGGCGCUUAACUUCAUUCUCUAGUGGCCGUGCACUGGUCCUCUCCGGCGAUAAGGGAAACAACAAUCACGAGCAGCCCAAACCAGUAUUCCGUGGACUCAUGGACCCCCAUGUUGCGGUGCACGGAUCGUUUUCCGUCAUGGUUAACUAUCAUGCAAUCGGUCUUUACUGCACCAGUCGAUCUGGGUUUGUCCUCCACGACCCCCAAGAAGAGGCAUCAUUAAAAGUCUCUGUGCGAUCACUUGCAUUUCCAAACUUGUGCCGCUCAUUUUACGAUUCAAUUAUCUCGUUUGGCCCAAAUGACUUCUUUGUAAUGCAGAAAAGCAUGAAAGAGGAUUCACAGAGGCCCGCCCUAAAAGCGAUAGUUGUCCUCCUCAAGUUGAGUAACUGGGACCCUGAUGUUUUUUACAAGUUUCGUGAUGUCAUAUUACAGCAAGUGCCCACCUGCACCAUCAAAUUACGCAAUGACCUUUGUCGCAACCUGCCUCGUGUCUGGACACAGCAUUUUCUGCUAGACAAGGACAAAGAUGUCGCAUUCGAGGUCGGACGACUUUAUUAUGGGUUGAGGAUGUACCAGAAGGCCAUCCAAUUCUACCGCACAUCGAUUCAGUUUAGUGGGGAGCAUCAUGUGACGUUUCACAAUAUGGGACUUUGUCACUAUUCUCUCGACCAGCUUGAUUCAGCUAUGAAAAAUUUUAAUCGGGCGCUCCUUUUAAAAAGCGAUUAUGCCAAGGCUCGAGCGUGGCAACAGAAGCUUCUGCGAGAGCAGCACUACGAAGCGCCACUUCUUUGACUGCGUGUGCUGUUUUCGAUAAUUCUUACCAGGCCGAUUUCGAGAUGCCGUACCAGGCCGCGACUUUACCGUCGUGUGAGUUUGACCUUUAGCAGCCGACAACAUUUAGAUCCAUUCUCUACUGUUCGACAGAAAAGAAAUGCUGGACUACGAAUGAUGAUGAUGGUGCAUCGCUAAUUUAAAUAUGGUGGCUGAAAGUUGGUAUCCCCGGCGUAAUUUUGGCGACAUUCAGCAUCAAUACGUCAAAUGGGGCCUUUGCGUGGGCUUGGGGUGCCAGGCUCCACAGCCCAGCGUACAAGGGAAGGCGGCGCCAUACUUGCCCCUUGCAUGCCCGGGGAAAUUCGACAUGGCGCAAGUGGCGCGUUGGCAGAUGCCCUGGCCGCAACCCACGGGAAAUUCGACGCGUUGUAGUUUGGGCCGCGGCCGAGGCCCUGGUGCCUGGGUAAAGCCCCUUUCAAUCUCUCUCACGAGGCCCUGUGCCUGUGAGCCGCGGAACAGGGAGGAAUCGAAGGGGAGGGGUGUAAAAGAACGUAAGCUCC